This is a messenger RNA of Trypanosoma brucei brucei TREU927, 1524 nucleotides long. Its product is annotated as recombinase Rad51, putative. Gene Ontology annotation, biological process: reciprocal meiotic recombination; DNA repair; meiotic DNA recombinase assembly. Lineage: Eukaryota; Euglenozoa; Kinetoplastea; Trypanosomatida; Trypanosomatidae. Gene Ontology annotation, molecular function: ATP binding; four-way junction DNA binding; crossover junction DNA endonuclease activity. Bases 1 to 1524 code for a protein of 507 amino acids. The transcript has a single exon. Gene Ontology annotation, cellular component: replication fork; Rad51B-Rad51C-Rad51D-XRCC2 complex; Rad51C-XRCC3 complex. The record is from RefSeq and is a predicted model, not a curated record.
AUGUCCGUGGAGCAAUGCUCCUCACUUACCCCUUCCCUAAAGGCAAAAUUGCAAAACGCCGGUUUCCUGUGGCUUAGAGAUUUAUGUCGGUGUGCUCAAGGCGGUGUUGAAACAACAUUCAACGUAGGAAAGUUUUUGGAUGACUCUCACCUCAAUGCUGCGGCGAAGCGCCUACAGCAGAAUUGUUCACAACUCACACACACAGAGGCGAUUGAGACGGCUCGAGUCGUUUUACCUUCCGCUGUUUGCAGGACUCCUGCUAUUCGUACGUUACGAGAAUUGCUCGAUGCUGAGGCAACCAAGGGCAUAGAAAAUGUAACAACACUUUGCCGGAGUCUUGAUAUUCUUUUGGGUGGUGGAUUGCAAGUGGGAACCCUUACGGAGAUUUGUGGACCCCCGGGAGUUGGUAAAACACAACUGUCAAUGCAGCUGGCGGUGAAUUGCGUUUUGCCGAAGGAACUUGGUGGGUUACAGGGCGGGUGUUUGUUUAUUGACACGGAGGGGAGCUUUUUACCUGAACGGUUUCGGGAGAUUGCAUCAGCUGCCGUGGGGCAUGUGAGGGAAAUCGUACUACAACGUGAGAAAGAAGGACUCGGAGCAGGUAAUGUUGGGGUGACAAACGAGGAAAACGGUGUGAGGCAGGCAUCUUUCCUCAAUGGUGCGAUGAAUGAGGUGACAGCAGAGCAGACGUGCACCACGUCCUCAGUAGAAUCUCGCAAGAGGGGAAGGGUUGAGGCUGCGGUCCCACCCCCGCUUGGUGCAAUAGUUGGCUCUUUCACAGUAGAUUAUAUUCUUCAGCGAACACAGUACGUUCGCGUGUUGGAUGUAGUGUCUCUUAUGGCACUGCUGAACGGACUUCCCGCGUACAUUGCCUCCCACCCAGGGAUCCGAAUGGUGAUCAUCGACUCUAUCGCAUUUCCCUUUCGCUCUUUAUUGCAGUUGAACGUCAACUCCAACAGUGGUGGCGUUACUGAAAGUCACGGGGCGGUGGGCAAGAGCGUGGCCGGCGUUGAUGACUCAACCGGCAUGAACAGUGGCAUUCCGACGUCUAGACAACUUGGCUGGCAGCGCGCAAGGUUGCUAUUCAGAUGUGGACAGCUACUGCAGGAUCAUGCACGAGAGUUGAACCUCUGUAUUGUAGUGAGUAAUCAAAUGGCAACACGUAUGGGGGAUAUUCGUGGUGUGGAUGGCGGUUUCCGGACUCUUGUGCCAGCUCUAGGCGAUUCAUGGGCGUACGCCCUCUCCACACGUCUUCUUCUUACUCAUCAGCACGAUGUGCUGCAUCACAAUGAAAUAGAAAAGCGAGGAGAGAAGUGCCAUGACAACAUGGUGUUCGUGAUGCCGUCAGGACAGGAUAGUACCACCAGCUGCAACGAUUCUGAUGGCGGAAGUGGUAGCAAGCGGCUUCAUGCAGCUCAGCACCGUGUGGCACGGCUCGUAAAAAGCCCCGCACAGCCGCAGGGACAGUGUUGUUUUUCCAUAAGUCAUAGAGGUGUGCGCGAUGUUUUCCGACCCACUCUUUGA